Messenger RNA from Colletotrichum acutatum, 1057 nucleotides. RefSeq names its product dopa 4,5-dioxygenase. The coding region runs from base 342 to 884 and encodes 180 amino acids. The record is from RefSeq and is a predicted model, not a curated record. The transcript has 3 exons. NCBI's taxonomy places the organism in Eukaryota, Fungi, Ascomycota, Sordariomycetes, Glomerellales, Glomerellaceae.
GGAGUAGGUCGGAGCAAAGAGCGACCAAGCCAAAUGGGGCCUGUCCACACCUUAGUGUCUUCUGCGCGCGCGGUUGCUUAGAAAGUGAGUGGAUCCCAUCGCGUGCUGACCAACACCAGUGGCGUCCGCGAAACAGCGCAACAAUGACUUGGACGUCUGACAAUUCCGAGGGUGCGUUAAUUGCCUGACAUGUGUGUAUAUAAGUUGAAGGAGUAUGCCAGUCUCAUGUCGAUUGCACGAAGGCCCAGGCCACUGAAUUUCGGUAUUCCUUGUAUCUUCAAAACUAGACACCCGCAGCUGGUAAGACGCUGCAUACCUUAAUCAAAGCAUACAGAGUGGCCAUGGCAGCCAAUACUCCGCUCUAUACCUACAUCUCCCCUCGCGAGGGGUACGAAAGUGCCCCCCCGCUGCCAGCUGAGCUCAACGAGGAUGGCAAGAGCUUCAGAAACCCACCACGAGAGGGGUUGAGCAAGACGUAUGAGGAGUUUCCAGCUCCCCUAGACACUGGGAGACAAGGUGGCUUUGACGUCCACAUCUACCAUUUUCAAGGCAACCCAGAACAAGUAAAGCAUGCCAGAGACCUCUGGGAACGCAUUCGGAGGGAAUUCCCAGAGCUAAGAAUCUACCGAUUCUGGGAACAGCCAAUUGGCCCCCACCCCGUGGCUAUGUUUGAAGUCAACAUCUUCACGCCAGCACAGUUUGGUGCAUUCAUACCAUGGUUGACCAUAUAUCGAGGCCCUCUUUCCGUUCUUGUUCAUCCCAACACAGUCGAGGAAGGCGUUGACCAUAAUGCCACGGAACUCCGUAAUCACACACAAAGAGCUACGUGGAUGGGCGAAAGGUUGCCGCUGGACACCACUAUUUUCUACCGCAGUAAAAACUAGCCUCGCAGAAAGGAUAGCGUAUAGUAGUGAUCACUUAAUCACCGUGUCAUUUCGUAAUACUUACCUUGUCUUAUGUAUCACCUCGUGAACUAUGAAGUGACCCAGUAACUUCAAGAUGGCACAGUUGUCGAGAAAUUAGCAUGGUUGAUAGGCAACGGUCUAAAGUCACGUGG